Messenger RNA from Brassica napus (rape), 712 nucleotides. RefSeq names its product B-box zinc finger protein 32. Gene Ontology annotation, molecular function: zinc ion binding. The record is from RefSeq and is a predicted model, not a curated record. Bases 1 to 543 code for a protein of 180 amino acids. Lineage: Eukaryota; Viridiplantae; Streptophyta; Magnoliopsida; Brassicales; Brassicaceae. The transcript has a single exon.
AUGGCGAAGAAGAAGUGUGAGUUAUGUGACCGUGUAGCGAGGAUGUUCUGCGAGUCGGACCAGGCGAGCUUAUGCUGGGACUGCGACGGAAAGGUUCACGGAGCUAAUUUUCUGGUGGCUAAGCACACACGCUGUCUUCUCUGCAACGUGUGUCAAUCUCCGACGCCUUGGAAAGCCUCGGGACUUCGUUUCGGUCCAACGGUUUCAAUCUGCGAGUCUUGUCUAGCUCGUAAGAACAACUCCGUCGCCGGCAGCAGUAAUCAGAAUCUGAAGAAAGAGAUUAAUAGUAACAAUAAUGAUGAUUGUGAGGAAGGUGAAGAAGAAGCGGAGAAACAGGUGGUGCCGUGGGGUGCUGCUCCGGUGAUGAGUUCAUCGUCGUCUUCCGUUAGUAGCGGAGAGGAAAGUUUCUCCGGCGAUGGAGGUCUGGUGGUUAAAAGAACGCGACGGGAUAUGGAUCUUGACUACUCUGAUGGCGGUGAUACGUCGUUGACAUCAUCAUUGUCUUUAAAAACCGCUAAGAAAAGGAGAUAUCUCAGCCGUUGAUUCUCUACUUAGUUCAUAUUAGAUAAAUCUUCACCGUUUAUUGCUAACAAUACCUCUUGUAGUGAAGUGAGUUUAUAAACCAAUGUAUUCUUUCUGCUUAGAAUGUUUUUGUAUUAUUUUCCGACCAUUAGUUCUGUUGGUUUUAUUGAUUUUAGCCUUUAAGCGUCUA